AUGACGUCCGUGAUUCCGGCUGCGUUUUUCGUAGCCGCGCUGCAGGUCAUCGAGGCGUCCGUCACGUGCCAGGAGAAACUCUUCGAUGACGACGAGCGCUCAAGCUACCCGAAUCACACACAGUUUCGGUAUUACCACUGCCCGGGAAGAUUCCCAUCGAACCACACCUUGUGCUGUGACCUUGAUCAACAGAAAUGCUGUCCGCCAUUGCGGCAUUUCUACGAAAUAGACAAGACAUGGGCGGUCGUUAUCUCGGUCACUGUGUCCGUCUUGUGCCUUCUCAUCGGGAUAACCUGCCUCGUAUGCUGCUUCUGGAGGAGAUGUCCCCUCUGGACAUGCUGCAGACCUCAACCAAAGCACGAUGUUGCCUUUUCGGAUCAAUAUGAAGAAGUUCCAGUUCUACCUCCGGAAGAGAAAAGCAAGAAAUCCAAAGCUCCGUUGGCAUCACUCGCGUCCACGAAUGCCAGCCAGGAUAAUCUCGAUGCUUAG
Messenger RNA from Galendromus occidentalis (western predatory mite), 489 nucleotides. RefSeq lists its product as uncharacterized. The record is from RefSeq and is a predicted model, not a curated record. The transcript has 4 exons. Lineage: Eukaryota; Metazoa; Arthropoda; Arachnida; Mesostigmata; Phytoseiidae. Bases 1 to 489 code for a protein of 162 amino acids.